AUGAAUGAUUCGUAUGAUAUACCGAGUGAGCCUCGUCUCUCCAACAAUCUUCAACUUAGCCGACCACCACCACAAUCAAGAACAAAAAUGAAAUCCAAAAAGAAAUUAUUAUUCACGCCGUCGGAUUCAACACCUAUUUCUCUUGAUCUCGAUGAUACUGUUCCACUUGAUGAUUCAACCAUCGACAUGAAUUCCAACAUUUAUUUAUCUUCGCAAUUCAUUGAAAAUUCCUCAUCAUAUGUAAAUGAAUUAGAUCCACCAAAUAAUCCUUUACCCGAUGAUUUUUAUGCUAUACCUCGUCAAAAAGACCGUCCUAUAUGUGAUACAUAUAAUACUAUAGUAAAUUCUGCUGAAGAUGUUAGUCCAUCGACACCACCAAACGGUUUUGAAAAUGGUCAUAUUUAUGCAACGCCGCCAACAUUUUCGAAAAAUUUUGUUAUUGAAUCAAAUGUAUCAUUUGAUGAUAGUCAAGAUGUUCCAAAUAUUUCACUUGAUUCCGUACCUGAUUUAAUCAAUGACAUUCCAAAUAAAAAUGAUAUUUAUUAUUCUUAUCCUGAGCCGCAAAUUAAUACGCAGCGUCGAAAACUUGCCAAUAAUAAUGGCAAUAACGAUAUGUUUAUUUCAAAAUUGAAUCAAGUUAUUAAACAGCAAGCUGUUCAACGUCAACAAAUUCCAACAUCCAUGAAAAAAGAUGAAACAAAAAAUUAUUACUCGAUAGAACCAAUCGAAGAUAAACCACCAUUAGUUCUACCAUUAAUUGACGAGUUAAUCAAUGCAUCAUUAAAUAAUGAUAAUAUUUCCAUUACAUCAGAUAAAACAACUGAUUUUCUUGAUGUUGUUCGAGAAAAUGCAAGUAAUUGUAAAUGUGCUGAUUGUGAUUGUGAAUAUCCAACAGUUGCAAUUAUGUCUUGGCUUUUCGUUAUAUGUCAAAAAUGUGCUGCUAUUCAUCGUUUUUUAACAUCUGAUUUUCUUCGUUUACAAUCACUUACAACAACAUCAUGUGAUCCUGAUUUAAUUGAUUUAUUACAUGAUUAUGGAAAUGAAUAUUCAAAUAAAUUAUUAGAGAAUCAUUCUUUGGGUAUAUUAAAACCAACGUAUACAUCGACACAACUUGAACGUGAACAGUAUAUUAGGAAGAAAUAUUUAGAUAAAAUGUAUCUUCAACCAUUACAAUUCAAUAGAAUUAAUCUUACACAAGAGCAACUUGAUGCACUGCUAUAUGAAAAUGUAGAAACAUUGGAUUGUGGAAAAACUUUACAUUUACUUAUGCUAGGGGCAAAUCCAAAUUUUUCACAAAAAAUGUUUGCUGUUGCUGAUCAUGCAAAACGUCAUCAACAAAUUAGACAAAUGAAACUUAUUUUAGCUAAUGGAGGCUUAUCUGAAUUCGAUCUGAUGAAAACAAAUACAGAUGAUCUAGAUCUUCAACCGUACGAAACCACAAUUCAUUUAGUAACAAAACAUGGAAUUUUAAAAGAAUUUUUAACUCGUUAUGAAACUGAUCGUAUCAAAAUCUAUUCAAUAACAAGUACAAUUGACAGAAAUAAUCAACAAAAUAUUCGAUAUUUAUUCGAAAUCGAUUUAAAUAAUGUUCUUGCUGUAUGUAAUCAAUCUGUUAAUUCAAUCUCACUAAAAUCACGUUCAACAAAUAUUCCAACAAUAAAUACAAAUAGCCAAUGUACAUUAAUUGUUGACGAACAAACAUCAUUUAAUGAGUAUGUUUGGAUAUUUCCAAACGAAAUUGAACGUGCCCUAUGGAUACGUGAAUUAUUAAAACGACAAUAUUCGUAUCAUCAAUUAAUUUAUUCCGAUUUUAUUUUACUAACAAAAUUAAAUGUACAAGAAGGUAUUAAUGCCGAAAAACAACAAGUUAUUGCAGUCGUGUAUCCAGGAAGAUUUGUUAUUUGUUCAGAUACAAUAUUUGAUCAAGUUGAUUUAAGAAAAUACUGUAGUUUAACUCAUCAAAAAAGUGAAGAAUUUACAGGGGCUGUUCUUUGUCUUGUCUCAAAUCGUUUUCUUUAUUUAUCAUCGCCAAUAUCAAAAUUAUCUGAUAUGUUAUAUUCAUGUCUUCGAGAGGCAACUAAAGUUAAAACUUUAACAGAUUUAAGUUGUCAAAUAUUAACAUCCCAAAAUGUACCUGUAAUUGUUGAAAGAUUAAUUAAUUUUAUUUUCGAACAUGGCUUAGAGAGCAAAGGUGUUUACCGUCAAGCUGGACAAGAAACAAGAAUAAAACAAUUAUUAAACGAAUUACUUGAAGAUCCAUUUACAAAUUCAUUAACUCGGGAAAAUUAUACUGAACAUGAUGUAGCCAGCGGUUUAAAACGUUUUCUACGUCAAUUAGAAACUCCUUUAUUGGGCACACGUCAAAAUUAUGAUGCGUGGUUACGUUCAACAGUUGAUUCUAAUAUACCCACUGAACAACUUAUUCAAUACUAUCGUGGUUUACUUGUUGAUUUAAAACAUAAUUAUCCAAUACAUUAUGCAACAUUACGGAAAAUGUUAUUACAUAUUCAUACUGUUUCUAUGUUAUCGAAUCGAAAUGGAAUGGUUCUAUCGAAUCUCGUUUCAACAUUUGCACCGUGUAUUAUAUCUCAAGCGCUUGCACCUCCACCGCCGCCACCACCGCCUCUCGUCAAUACCAACGCUGGGGAGACACGGGAACGUCGCGGGAUGUCCUUAGAUGAUAUCGAUAUGAAAUAUUCAAAAAAGCAAGAAGAUAAUAUUUCGUUAUUUAAUGAUGAAACACAAGACUCGAUUGGUCUUCUAAUGAAUACGUCUACACCAGCAAAACUUAAACGAAAUCAAUCCCUUCAGUCUUCUCGUGCUUCGAUGAUUUCAGUAUCGCCGCCGUCACAUUUUCCACUAUCAUCAUCGUAUGCUCGUGUAACACCAUCCAUCCAAGCGGACCUUGAAAUAAUGAAUAAUCUUUGUCAAUACUAUCGUGAACUAUUUGAUGUAACCAAUGAUGAAAUUGAUCAUGAAAAAAAGUGUGUUGAAGCAUUAAUAUCACUACGAAAUAAUCAAUGUCAACCACGUAAAUUAGAUGGUACCAUGGUUUCAGUCUAUUUUGAAUCACGUGCUGAUGAAUUAAAUGGCUAUGCAAUAAAUAUUCUCGAGCAAGAAACAACAGCUAAUCAUGUUAUUGAUAAAUUAUUAAAACAAAUUAAUAAACAUGACUGUUUCUUUUGGGCGUUGUUUGAAGUUAUUAUAGAUCAAAAUCUUGAACGACCAAUGUAUUCAUCAGAAAAUAUAUCUAGUGUUUUAAAUCGUUAUCGAACUUAUUUACCACAGGAAUUGAAUCGACAAGCAACAUUUGUCGUUAAACUUAAUUAUGUGCAAUUUGAAAAAGAACGUCUACAGCAGCAACCUCAACAUGAUCUAACAUCUAUUGAAUGUGAAUAUUUUGAUUUAGUUAGCAAACGUUGGAUACCUUGUUUAUGGAUAUAUGAAAAAACAAAUCUUCUGAUUCAUCGAAUAUCAAGUGAAAAAUCCAUGAAAUGGAAAUCUCGUUUCACAAAUUCUUCGUCUACGCAAAAUAAUACCUAUCGAAAGGAGGCAAUAUUAAAUUCAAAUACAAUACUAUCCGAUCAGCAAUCAUUAAUAUACUCGUGGUUUAUUCAAGAUUUAUAUGUUUAUAUUGGUGCUGAUCGUCGUAUUGUAAAUCCGUUUGAUAUGAAUGAAUAUCGUACAUUAACGAUAUUAAAUGUUGAUUUAAUAAAUGAAACAACAUUUGGUACUGCAUUUCGUUUCAAUGGUCGCCAUCAGAUGUUUGCUUGGUAUUUGGAAUUAGUACGAAUAAAUGGACACGAUCAAUGGGCAAGACAAGCAUCACAUACGAUACCUGAUGGUGUUAACUAUUUACCAUUACAAAAUUAUCAUACACCAUCGGCAUCAUUGUUAUCAACGAGAAAAAAAUCCGAACAAAUAAAAACAAAAUUAAUUACGAAAUCAAGUUUUGUUGCGUCUAGUUUAGGCAAGCAAUUGCGAAAAUAA
Rotaria socialis is the source of this 3990-nucleotide messenger RNA. Lineage: Eukaryota; Metazoa; Rotifera; Eurotatoria; Philodinida; Philodinidae. The record is from the annotation of a GenBank genome assembly.